AUGGCCGCAGCAAAGGCAUUGUUAGACUUGAGCCACUCCACAUUACUACAAGCAACGAGCGAUCAGAAUAGCUAUGCACUGGGAGAAAUCGCCAGUCUCCCUGCAGGUGUUUACGGAACAACUCCUGCGACCAGCGUUGCCACGGAUAUGCUGUCCACAUACAAAGGACAUACAAAGCCAUCAGGUUCGGACUCAUGGUUGGAAUCGGUGGUGUUUAUGACCACGGGAAGACAAUGGAUGGAGGACGGUUCGAACGUACAGGCGUAA
This is a messenger RNA of Penicillium angulare, 267 nucleotides long. RefSeq lists its product as uncharacterized. The transcript has 2 exons. Lineage: Eukaryota; Fungi; Ascomycota; Eurotiomycetes; Eurotiales; Aspergillaceae. The coding region runs from base 1 to 267 and encodes 88 amino acids. The record is from RefSeq and is a predicted model, not a curated record.